Closterium sp. NIES-65 is the source of this 921-nucleotide messenger RNA. NCBI's taxonomy places the organism in Eukaryota, Viridiplantae, Streptophyta, Zygnematophyceae, Desmidiales, Closteriaceae. The record is from the annotation of a GenBank genome assembly.
AUGUACAUCACCCUCUACUACAUAGUCACCCGGCUCCCUGACUCUCUACGCGUAGUCAGGGACCACUUCCUCUCUGUCUGCCCCACCACUCUCACCGUUGACCUCCUCGAGAAGGCCCUCCUAGCAGCAGAGAAGAGCAUAGUUACUGUAGGAGCCUCUCAUGGUGACCCUUGCACCCCCGUCUUUGAGGGGUGUUCUCCCUCCCCCCUCUUGCCCUCUGUUGCCUCUGCUGCUGCGGCCGACCUCGUUGGUUUCGAGUCGGUCGGCGUUGCGUCUCCCCCGAGCAGAAGACGCCGCACCGGCAAGGGCAAGGGGGGCAACAGCGCUGGAGGGGCUGGAGGGGGCAGUGGAUGUGGUGGUGGAGGCAAUGGAGGGAGUGGGGGUGGUGGUGGGAGUGGUGCCGGGGGUGGUGGCGGCCGCGGCAGCAGUGGAGGCGGUGGAGGUGGCGGAGGGAGCAGAGGCGGCAGAGGUGGUGGAGGAGGGGGAGGUGGAGGAGGCGGCGGAGGCGGCGGCGGAGGUGGCAGUGGUGGAGCGGGUCGCGACUCUGCGCCGAGGAGUGACGCCGGUGGUGGUCAGCGCCAGCAGCAGCAGCGGAGUGGUGUGACCCUGUCCCCUCAGCAGCUUCGUGAGUGGUACACUGCACGUCAGCGCGGUGGGGGUUUUGGUCCCUGCGCUUACGUCCUCCGUACCGGCGACCGCGCUGUCGGGGUUGCUAUCUUUGAUCUUGACUUUGAUGCUAUUCUUGCUGCCAUGUAUGCUGUUGCUGAUAGUGUUGAGGGUGCCUGUUACCUGUGUGUACCGCCUGACCCGGGCAUUGAGGCCGCUGCUCUAGGUGCUGGUGAGGAUGCUGCUCUAGGUGCUAGUGCGUCUGCUGCCCGAGGUGCUAGUGCGUCUGCUGCCCCAGGUGUCAAAUUUAUAUGA